GACUAAACUCUUCGUUGUCGGACCAGCACCUUCCCUUAAUUAUCCAAUCGUUGUGGCGAAGAAGGGCAAGAUAUUGUUUAGAAGUAGACACAAUAGACAAAAUAAACAAGAAUUAGUCUGGUUUGAUUUAACUACCGGGAGGAUUGAUAAGAUUUUGAUGUUAGAAAACAGAUACAUGGACGUUAUCUGUCUAGUAUAUAGUUAAUUUCUUUCUCUGGUUUUCUAGUAUAUGCCAAAUUAAGAAACUAUUGCAUAAUGUGGAACUCCUCGGACUAACUCGAGUUGGAAGUCAUCAAGUCAUCCGUCAGAUUUCUGCUGGUUUUAUGAUAUUCUUCAAUACUUUAGAUAAAGCAAUUUCAGUUAGCUGAUGUUUAUACUUUUGUUCUUGUAUUCACAUCUCUAUCGUUUCAAAUUUUGGAGUCGCACCUUUCCCUUCUUAGGCAGGUGAACUGUAACAAUGGCUUAGUAUUGAAGUUAAUUAUUUCCUUGAAUAACACAGCCUCAUUCUACAAUUUAGAUAUGACUCAAUUUCCAAAAUUCAUUAUCACAAGUUGUAUUUUAAAGAUUUCAGUGCUAGUUGUGCUGAAGGUCAAUGAAAUUUUCUCUACAAUUUAAAAUUGUAUCAUUGUAUUUUCUAAUUAGCUCAGUUGCCAAAAUAGAGGGAGAAAAGAUAUAUCAAAUCUAAUAUAAGUACUUCAAGAAACCAAAAUUUCUUUAUUUAUAUGUAACUUGUGUGACAGUCUCUCCUGAUAUGUUGAUUUCUCUUGCUUUGGUCAUUAGAAGACAAAUAGUCAAUAAUACAAUAAUUAUAAUAUCUUAUUUGCAUCUUAAACCACCAUUUAUAACCAAAAGCCAAGUCUCAAAGUUAACAUACAUAAGAGAAAAUUGUGAAUUGUGUGAAUCUUGUGCCUUCAACCAACACAAAAAAGAAGAUGGAAGCAAAGAAAGUUCCUGAGGUAGUACUAAAUUCUGGGAAAAAGAUGCCAACAAUAGGAUUUGGAACAGGAACAAUUCCUCCUCCACAAACUUUGCUUGAUGCCAUUGACAUUGGUUACAGACAUUUUGAUACUGCUUCGGUGUAUAAUACUGAAGAACCUGUAGGCCAAGCUGUGUCAAAAUCCUUAGAGCUAGGACUCAUUAAAAAUCGCGAUGAACUGUUCAUUACUUCCAAGUUAUGGUGUACUGAUGCUCACCAUGACCUUGUUCUCCCAGCUCUCAAAAACACCCUCAAAAAGCUCGGGUUGGAGUAUGUGGAUCUCUAUUUGAUUCACUGGCCAGUGAGGCUGAAACAAGAUGUUGAAGGCAUAAACUUUAAAGGCGAGGAUGUGAUUCCAUUUGACAUAAAAGAAACAUGGGAAGCUAUGGAAGAUUGUUAUAGAUUGGGCUUAGCCAAGUCUAUUGGUGUUAGCAACUUUGGUAUCAAAAAGCUCUCCACACUCUUAGAAAAUGCCAACAUUCCACCUGCAGUUAAUCAGGUGGAAAUGAACCCAUCAUGGCAUCAGGGGAAACUCAGAGAAUUCUGCAAGCAGAAAGGAAUCCAUGUGAGUGCAUGGUCACCACUAGGCGGAUACAAACUAAGUUGGGGUUCGUCUGCAGUGAUGGAGAAUUCAAUUCUGCGCGAAAUUGCUGAGGUGAAAAAGAAGAGUGUAGCCCAGAUAGCGCUAAGAUGGAUACACGAGCAGGGAGCAAGUCCCAUUGUAAAAAGCUUUAACAAGGAGAGGAUGAGACAAAACAUUGAAAUAUUUGAUUGGGAAUUGAAACAGGAAGAGUUAGACAAAAUCAAUCUGAUUCCUCAAUGCAGACUGCUAAAGGCAGAAUUAUUUGUAUCUGAUAAUGGACCCUACAAAUCCUUGGAAGAGCUGUGGGAUGGCGAUGUUUGAGAAAAAUAUUUGUUUAAAUAAUUGAUGUAUGGGUCAUGGGAAGCCUACUGUAUCAUUUUAAGUAGUAAAAUCGGUAAAUUACCCUAUAUUGUUCUCGAGGAUUGUGUGUCGAGAAUCAACUCAUGAAAUAAAGUACUUAUUUGAUCUAAAUUUUGACAUUUCAAAAA
Molecule: messenger RNA, 2047 nt
Organism: Trifolium pratense (red clover)
Lineage: Eukaryota; Viridiplantae; Streptophyta; Magnoliopsida; Fabales; Fabaceae
Product: methylecgonone reductase-like
Exons: 4
Coding region: 933-1880 (315 amino acids)
Cellular component (GO): cytosol
Molecular function (GO): aldose reductase (NADPH) activity
Source: RefSeq, a predicted model, not a curated record